This is a messenger RNA of Bathycoccus prasinos, 792 nucleotides long. RefSeq names its product PREDICTED: similar to Zinc finger protein 271 (Zinc finger protein 7) (HZF7) (Zinc finger protein ZNFphex133) (Epstein-Barr virus-induced zinc finger protein) (ZNF-EB) (CT-ZFP48) (Zinc finger protein. NCBI's taxonomy places the organism in Eukaryota, Viridiplantae, Chlorophyta, Mamiellophyceae, Mamiellales, Bathycoccaceae. Gene Ontology annotation, molecular function: DNA-binding transcription factor activity, RNA polymerase II-specific; RNA polymerase II cis-regulatory region sequence-specific DNA binding. Gene Ontology annotation, biological process: regulation of transcription by RNA polymerase II. The record is from RefSeq and is a predicted model, not a curated record. Bases 1 to 792 code for a protein of 263 amino acids. The transcript has a single exon.
AUGAGACGAAAGAAUCCGCAUCCUAAACGAGCGGAAAAUGCGAGGACGGUUUUGAAGGUCCCGAAGGGUGAGAGAGAAGAGUUAAGGGAAAAAGAAGAAGAACCGUUGGUGUUGUGUUUGCAAAUACCACCUGACGAUGAUGAUGAUGAAGAUGAUGAAGAAGAAGAAGAAGAAGAAGAAGAAGAAGAAGAAGAAGAAGAAGAAGAAGAAGAAGAAGAAGAAGAAGAGUAUGAAAUGGACGAACAGACACGAAAAGAAGAAACUGCUUUUAGGAAAGGAUCGAAGAGAAAGAGAACGCACGAGUGCGAUGUUUGCGAGAAGGUGUUUAGAGUACCAUCUGCAUUGGCCGUACAUAUGCGUUCUCACACGAGAGAGAAACCGUAUGAAUGUGAUGUGUGCGAGAAGCGUUUUACUCGAGCUAGUGGUUUGAAAAUGCACAUGCGUAUUCACACGAACGAGAAACCGUACGAAUGCGAUGUUUGCGAGAAGCGUUUUAGUCAAUCGAGUAGUUUGAAUACCCACAUGCGCAUUCACACGAACGAGAAAGCGUAUGAAUGCGAUGUGUGCGAUAAAGCUUUUCGUGAUUCUGGUGCUCUGACAAACCACAAGCGUAUUCACACGAAAGAGAAACCGUACGAAUGUGAUGUGUGCGAGAAGCGUUUUCGUGAAUCUGGUCAUUUGCAAACUCACAUGCGUAUUCAUACGAACGAGAAACCGUACGAUUGCGAUGUGUGCGAGAAGCGUUUUCGUAAUUCUAGUAAUUUGAAAAGGCACGUGCGCACUCAGCAUUAG